AGGAAAGUGGAGUUGGUGCCCCACCCUGCUCUCUGUCCUAAAAUACAGUGGGCACAUGCACAGGUACCCUCACACCAGGAGUCCUUUACUCAAAAGAGCAGUCCCUGUGGAUAGGAGGCACCCCUACUCCGACGACCCAUCAGUAAAGCCAGCCAUUCAAGCAUAUGAUAGAGUCCAUACUGACUGGCUGGGCCACUGCAAAAGUCCCCACCUGUCCCCUGUACUCUCUGAGACACUUUAUAACAUCCUUGAUAGUAACCCCCUCUAAGGGCUAAAAGACCCAGUUAUUAUAACUAAUGUCUAAACCUAAUCUAGUCUUCAUUCUUUCCUAACUCCAAACCCUAUCCUGACUGCAGUCAAAUUGUUAAACCUAUCCAACUUAUUUCUAUCAAAGAAACAUGUCAUUAUAGAAAAAAUUGGAAGUAUAAAAUAUAAACUAGAGAAAAGAAACAACUUGACCUCAUACCUAUCCAAGCUUAAAACCCAAACGAGACCUACCCUUUGUGACAUGCCAAGUGUUGCCCCAUCUGACAUCUAAAUCAACAAAUUCAUAAACCUUAGCCCCAGCUAACCAUCUGCCUGCCCAAACCUAACCACAUCCCACUGCUGGACUCAAACCUCAACCACACUCAAUCAACCAAAUCCCAAGUCUAAACUAAUCUGAAGCAUUAAAAGUAACCUAGUCUUUAAACCUACUCCAGCCCAAACCAAUUAUAUUCCGCCCCCGUCCUAGCUCAGAUGCACACUGAGUCCUGAGCUUGGACCUCACCUAAAAGCUUGGAAAAUCAAGUUUUCCCAAAAGCGACCAGCCCUCUUCACAGUACAGAUCCCAGGCCUCUGGACUGGCAUUCUAAACUUCUAGCAUCUUCAGCUGACAACCCCACUCAUCAAAUACAUACCUCUCCCCUUUGUGUUCCACCUCCAACACCCUAGACAAGAAUGGGCAGACCCCCACACUGCCACUUGUCCUAAAGGGGAUGGAUGCUAAAUCUCCCUCAAUUUAACUUCAUCCUAACACCCCACACCCAGGAACCAUAUCCUAAUACACCCACCACUGACUGCAUUAAGUCAGCCUUGUGUCCUUCAGCCUGACCGUGGUGGUGUCACCCUACCUCUGCCUUCUCACUCUUCUAGCAGGCCUGGCUGACGAUGGCUUGCAGUGCUGACAUGUGCCAUUUGCCACCCCUCAGUUCCCUUCAAGCUGCAAGGGGACCAGGGGACUCGGAGAGGAGGAUAAGGUGCAACUGGAACCCUAGCACACUGGCCUGGAGCCCCUAAGCUUGGUCCAGCCCACCACGCACAUACACACACGUUGGCAUGCACACAGUCACACACUGCCUAAGACUUCCUCAGCUGAUACAGAUAUACUCUCAGAUAUCUACUGAUAGACGUGCAAAUGCCAAGUACUUGUCCUCACGUACACGUCCCUUGCCCAUCCUUCAUCCCAUCUGGUGUCUCACUUCAAUCCUGCUCCCAGCCUAGGGUGGGGAAGACACCUGAGGGACUGCCAGCUGCCUCCACACUUGGGCUUGGCCCACCCUCAUGCUUCUUGCCCAUCCUGUCCACAGGGGACUCGUGGGGGAUGUUAGCUUGCCUGUGCACGGUGCUCUGGCACCUCCCUGCAGUGCCAGCUCUCAAUCGCACAGGAGACCCAGGGCCCGGCCCCUCCAUCCAGAAAACUUAUGACCUCACCCGCUAUCUGGAGCACCAACUCCGCACCUUGGCUGGGACCUACCUGAACUACCUGGGGCCCCCCUUCAACGAGCCUGACUUCAACCCACCUCGGCUGGGGGCAGAGACUCUGCCCAGGGCCACUGUCAACUUGGAAGUGUGGCGAAGCCUCAAUGACAAAUUGCGGUUGACCCAGAACUACGAGGCCUACAGCCACCUCCUGUGUUACUUGCGUGGCCUCAACCGUCAGGCUGCCACAGCAGAGCUGCGCCGCAGCCUGGCCCACUUCUGUACCAGCCUCCAGGGCCUGCUGGGCAGCAUCGCAGGCGUCAUGGCCUCUCUGGGCUACCCACUGCCCCAGCCUCUGCCGGGGACUGAGCCCACCUGGGCCCCUGGCCCUGCCCACAGCGACUUCCUCCAGAAGAUGGACGACUUCUGGCUGCUGAAGGAGCUGCAGACCUGGCUGUGGCGCUCAGCCAAGGACUUCAACCGGCUUAAGAAGAAGAUGCAGCCUCCAGCAGCUGCAGUCACCCUGCACCUGGAGGCCCAUGGCUUCUGAUCUCUGACCCUUACCACCUCCUCUUUUCCCCUCUGCCCCUUCAAGCUCUGCUCCCACUCUGGGUAAGAGAAACCUGUAUGCCAACACUUGUUGAGCCAGGAGACAGAUGGUGGGAUCUCUGGUCCUCCAGGCCUUGGGUGGGGGUGUGGUACGUCCUGACCUCUGCCCAGCUCCACGAGUCCUAUGGGUCUGCAGAAGAAAUGUGUCAGGGGCCAUCCUGUUUCCAGGGAGGUUAUGUUCAAGGGAGCUGAAUGGCUCAAGUGAGGGCAAAGGCUCUCACCACCUAUUGCUUGCUGCCAUCACCUGCCAGUGCCCUCCAGCCCCUCAUUUGAAGGCAGGAGUAGGGGCCACUGUAGCAUGUGCCUUUCUGGAGUGAAGCCUCUCCCACCCCAUAACUCCACAUUCAGUUCAGGAAACAGAAAGGCGACACGUCUAAACAAGAAGAGAUGGAAUGAAAAAUGGAAGGGGUGGGGUCUGCACUGGAGGUGGCCUAAAAACCAGAAGAGGUAAUACCGAAAGGCGGGUAGUCACCCAGGUAAUCAGUGGCAUAAGGUGGCUGAACGUCAGGACCUCGCCUCGAGUUUCCCUGCCGGCAUCACGUUGCCUCCUCUCUGCCCUUUCCCAGGGUGUCUGUGGUUGCCCAGGCUGGGAGGGCGGCCACGGCCACAGCCACAGGGUUUCCUGAAAGUUUACAUUGCAGUAGCAUUGCAGGGAAUGGGGACAGCUCCCCAGGCCCUGCCCCCCAGCCCUACCCACUCAUGACUCUAAGUUUGUGGUAUUAAUAUUUAUUUAUUUGGAAAUGUUAUUUAUUAGAUUAUAUUUAUUGCAGAAUUUCUAUUCUUGUAUUAACAAAUAAAAUGCUUGCCCCAGAACUCAGUCUUUUUGCUUUCCUGGUCCUCCUGGGGCACACUGUGGGCUCUCUGGGCCCCACCUACCCUGGCUCCCAUUGUCCCCUUUUCCCAGUGGAGGUAUGUGGGGCUUGAGGAGGUGACUUUCCUCCCUCUAGCUCCAGGGCAAAGACACACAACUUGGGUCUGUCUCCUCCUGCUCCCGGCUCUGUGGUGUCUUGGUGCUCCUAGAGAACUAUCGCUUUUUGCUUUUUGUCCUUCUGCCUUUGCCCAGUCUGCUUUCCCUCUGGACAUGCUUUGUGCAUGUCUCCCCUCUGGCCCCUCCUGCACUUGAUGAGCACAGCUAUACAUCUGCCCCGCUGGGGUUCUCCCCAGUCACCCUUGGGCAUUCAGUCCCCAGGACCCCUGCCAGUGGCUGUCUGAUGGGGCCCUCACCUCAACACCCUUUAUCUCCUCGAGAGAGUGAUGGACUAUGGCCAAUUCACAACUUUCAGCUGUGACUCUGUUCCUUUCUCAUAUUGUGGGAAAGAAAACUUCUAUUGAACUGAGGGAAAAUGGGACAGAUGCUAUUCAAGGGUUAAACUAUGUUAACUCCAUUUCACAGCCUGCCAGCUGAAUGACUUUAGAUAAAUAAAAGCUUUCUGUCUCUGGUCUCCAUCUAUAAAA
Marmota flaviventris (yellow-bellied marmot) is the source of this 3744-nucleotide messenger RNA. RefSeq names its product cardiotrophin like cytokine factor 1 (gene Clcf1). Gene Ontology annotation, molecular function: cytokine activity. Gene Ontology annotation, biological process: positive regulation of tyrosine phosphorylation of STAT protein; positive regulation of B cell proliferation; cell surface receptor signaling pathway via JAK-STAT. Gene Ontology annotation, cellular component: CRLF-CLCF1 complex; CNTFR-CLCF1 complex; extracellular region. NCBI's taxonomy places the organism in Eukaryota, Metazoa, Chordata, Mammalia, Rodentia, Sciuridae. The record is from RefSeq and is a predicted model, not a curated record.